Eremothecium sinecaudum is the source of this 1467-nucleotide messenger RNA. It is a transcript of the gene DIT2, whose product is annotated as putative cytochrome P450. Bases 1 to 1467 code for a protein of 488 amino acids. The record is from RefSeq and is a predicted model, not a curated record. NCBI's taxonomy places the organism in Eukaryota, Fungi, Ascomycota, Saccharomycetes, Saccharomycetales, Saccharomycetaceae. The transcript has a single exon. Gene Ontology annotation, molecular function: monooxygenase activity; heme binding; oxidoreductase activity, acting on paired donors, with incorporation or reduction of molecular oxygen.
AUGUCGUUUAUGAUUACGGUGGCAGUGCUCGUAAUCGGGCUUUUACACUUUGUCAAGAAAGUGGUAUUUCCUCCAUGGAAUUUUCCCAGAAAUAUACCCACAAUUCCAUUCUAUGCGACUCUAUUGACAACCCUUUUUGAUAUGGACCAAAAAGAGUUCUAUGACCAUUAUAUUAGGGAACAAAUGGAGAAGCAUGGUGCGGUUAAAAUAUAUUUCGGUUCAAGGUGGAAUAUUUUGAUUAGCAAGCCUGAGCUUUUAUCGCAGAUAUUCCGGGACGAAGAUACGUUUGCCAAGAGUGGGAAUCAAAAAAAGAUUCCAUACUCUAUUCUUGCACAAUAUACAGGUGAAAAUGUUAUUAGUGCUCAUGGUGCAACUUGGAGGACUUUCAGAAAUAUAAUGAACAAAGGACUUCAGACAUUCAAUACACAACCAAUGAGUGAGAAUGCAGACAAAUUCAUCUCUAUAUUAAAGGAAGAGAUGUCAGAUCAAGGACCUGAUAUUCUAAUGCCAAAUAUACUCCAGCGUUUAGUUCUUGCUAAUAUCGCCGAGGUUACUUUGGGUUUUGAUAUUGGAACCCUAAAAAUUGGAGAACAAUCAGAAUUACAAGCUCAGUUAAAAGAAGUUAAGAAGCACAUUUUUGCUCCAUUUUACUUGAAUUUCCCAUUUCUAGACAGUUUGCCAAUACCAUCACGCCGCAGGGCAAGAAAGUUAGUCGCUGAAUUCAGAGAUAAUGUCUUAGCUGAAGUGCGUAAGAAUAUGGUUGAGAACUAUAAUUACGAACAGACAUCUUACGCUGCGUCACACUUGAUAAAAGCUCACGAACUUGGUGAGAUUACAGAAAAACAGCUAAAGGAUAACAUAAUGAUUUUGUUAAUAGCAGGUCAUGAAAACCCACAAUUAUUAAUAACUUCAUGUUUGUAUUUGUUAGCAAAAUACCCUGAAUGGCAAAAUCAAUUGAGAGAGAGGGCAUUGGAAUUGACAGAUGAACAGCUACAUGAUUGCGCAGAAUUUAAUCAGUUUUUAUUUGAGACUGUUAGAAUUAUGCCUCCUCUAAGUCAGAUUGUUAACAGACUGACUUCGAAGAAAUGCGUCCUAGGAACUGACAUCGUCCUUCCAAAGAACGUUUAUGUAGGAUAUCAGGUCUAUGGAACUGGAACUUCAGAAAAGGUGUGGGGUGCAGAUGCAGCUGAGUUUAAGCCUGAAAGAUGGGGUAAGACGAACGAACAGAUACAUGAAGCAUGGAGACGUGCCAAGAAUAGCAGUGCAAUGGGAGCAUUCCACGGCGGUAGAAGAGCUUGCUUGGGGGAAAGGUUAGGCCUAGUAGAAAUGAGAAUCACGAUGGCACAUAUGUUACGUGAAUUAGAAUGGAAGCUAAGUCCAUCUUGGCGAGACAAAGUCACACCUGCGGGACCACUUUGUCCAUUUAGUUUGAGAUUAGUUUUCAACGAAUAUAAGCAGGCAUCUUAA